Messenger RNA from Benincasa hispida (wax gourd), 3337 nucleotides. Lineage: Eukaryota; Viridiplantae; Streptophyta; Magnoliopsida; Cucurbitales; Cucurbitaceae. The record is from RefSeq and is a predicted model, not a curated record.
GCCCCGCUUUUUAAUAUCUCACUCAUGAUCUAAGUUUUAUGUUGGCUGACACCGCAACGCUCUCUCAAGAACAAACAACGAACUGAAAGGCAAACUCAGUCGACGCCACUCUCAAUACACUCAAUCUUCUUCUUAUUCCCUACCUCUCUGCGAUCUGCUCACACUCAAAUCCAUGGCCACGUCCCAAUUCACCGUUGCUUUGAAUCGAGCAGACUCGUUUUCGCACUCCAAUUCCUUUCCUCCUCCUCUUAUCGGUCUCAGUAGCAGGUAUCGCCAAUCGAAGUUAUUGCUGGUUCCGACCUCCACCUGGCGAUCGCCUAAGCGGACAUUUCUGGUGAAGAAUGUGUCUAGUGAGCCGAAGUUGAAGGAUCCGGUUGCUGAUGAAGAAUCUCCAAUCGCUGCAAGUGCUUUUGCGCCGGACGCCUCAUCUAUUGCCUCAAGCAUUAAGUACCAUGCAGAGUUUACUCCUUUAUUUUCUCCCGAUCGGUUUGAUCUUCCCAAGGCCUUCUUUGCUACUGCGCAAAGCGUUCGAGAUGCUCUUAUCAUAAAUUGGAAUGAGACAUAUGAACUUUACGAAAGGUUGAAUGUCAAGCAGGCAUAUUAUUUAUCGAUGGAGUUUCUUCAGGGUAGGGCACUGUUGAAUGCAAUUGGCAAUUUGGAGCUCACUGGUUCUUAUGCAGAGGCAUUGAACAAGCUUGGAUAUGAAUUAGAAAAUGUUGCUUGUCAGGAACCAGAUGCUGCUCUUGGAAAUGGGGGCCUUGGGCGGCUUGCCUCCUGUUUUUUGGAUUCCUUAGCAACGCUAAAUUACCCGGCAUGGGGUUACGGACUAAGGUACAAGUAUGGCUUAUUCAAACAGAAAAUCACUAAAGAUGGUCAGGAGGAGGUUGCUGAAAAUUGGCUCGAGAUCGGCAACCCUUGGGAAAUUUUCAGAAAUGAUAUUAAAUAUCAUAUCAAGUUCUAUGGAAAGGUUGUCAUUGGAUCAGACGGGAAAAAGAACUGGACUGGUGGGGAGGAUAUAGAGGCUGUAGCGUAUGAUGUUCCAAUUCCAGGAUAUAAAACAAAAAAUACAAUCAACCUGCGACUUUGGUCCACUAAAGCUCCAACUGAAGAUUUUGAUUUAUCCGCUUUCAAUGCUGGAGAGCAUACCAGAGCAUCAGAGGCUCUUGCAAAUGCUGAGAAGAUAUGCCAUGUACUCUACCCUGGGGAUGAUUCAAUUGAAGGAAAGAUUCUUCGUCUGAAGCAACAGUAUACUUUAUGUUCAGCAUCUCUACAGGAUAUAGUUGCAUGCUUUGAGAGAAGAUCUGGUACAAACAAAAAAUGGGAAGAAUUUCCUGAGAAAGUUGCUGUGCAGAUGAAUGACACUCACCCAACUCUAUGCAUUCCAGAGCUCAUGAGAAUCUUAUUGGAUUUGAAGGGUUUAAGCUGGGAGGAAGCCUGGAAUAUUACUCAAAGGACUAUGGCUUACACAAAUCAUACUGUUCUACCUGAGGCAUUGGAGAAAUGGAGUUUUGAACUUAUGCAGAAAUUGCUUCCUCGACAUGUUGAGAUCAUAGAACUGAUUGAUGAAGAGCUUAUUCGAACUAUUAUUUCAGAAUAUGGUAAGGCAGAUCUUAAGCUGUUACGUGAAAAGCUCAAGGAGUUAAGAAUUUUAGAAAAUGUUGACUUGCCAGCUGCCUAUUCCGAUUUAUUUAUUGAACCUGAAGAAAGUUCUACCAUUGUAUCAACUGAAGUACUUAAAAGCUCUGAAGAAGCUGAUUCUGUUGAUAAAGAAAACUUAUCAAAGCUAGCCAAGUCUGUUGAUAAAGUUGAAUUUGUUGAGGCAAACGAUGAUCCGGAAAGCAAAGACAUUCAGGAUAAGAAUGUGGAACCUAUACCACCACCACCACCAAAGAUGGUUCGAAUGGCUAAUCUAUGUGUUGUUGGUGGUCAUGCAGUUAAUGGGGUAGCAGAGAUACAUAGUGAAAUAGUAAAGGAUGAAGUGUUUAAUGCAUUUUAUGAGUUAUGGCCUGAAAAGUUUCAAAACAAAACCAAUGGUGUGACACCCAGGAGAUGGAUUCGUUUCUGCAAUCCUGAUUUAAGCAAACUUAUAACAAACUGGAUUGGCUCAGAGGAUUGGGUCCUUAACACUGAAAAGUUGGGUGAAUUGAAAGAGUUCGCAGAUAAUGAGGAUCUUCAAAAUCAGUGGAGGAUAGCGAAAAGGAACAAUAAGUUGAAAGCUGUGUCAUUUCUGAAAGAAAAAACUGGGUAUACUGUCAGCCCAGAUGCGAUGUUUGAUAUCCAGGUGAAGCGCAUUCAUGAAUACAAGAGACAGCUAUUGAAUAUAUUCGGAAUUGUUUACCGCUACAAGAAAAUGAAAGAAAUGAGUGCAAAAGAAAGGAAAGAAACAUAUGUUCCACGAGUUUGUAUCUUUGGAGGGAAAGCAUUUGCCACUUAUGUGCAAGCCAAGAGGAUCGUGAAGUUUAUUACAGAUGUGGGGGCUACAGUAAACCAUGAUCCUGAAAUUGGUGACUUGUUGAAGGUAAUUUUUGUUCCUGAUUACAAUGUCAGUGUUGCUGAAUUACUUAUCCCUGCAAGCGAGUUGUCACAGCAUAUCAGUACCGCUGGAAUGGAAGCCAGUGGAACAAGUAAUAUGAAGUUUGCAAUGAAUGGGUGCAUCCUGAUUGGGACUUUGGAUGGAGCGAAUGUUGAAAUAAGGCAAGAAGUUGGAGCUGACAACUUUUUCCUGUUCGGUGCUGAAGCCCACGAGAUUGCUGGGCUUAGGAAAGAAAGAGCCGUGGGAAAGUUUAUUCCGGACCCACGCUUUGAAGAAGUGAAAGAAUAUGUUCGAAGUGGUGUCUUUGGGUCUUAUGAUUAUGAAGAUCUGAUAGGAUCAUUGGAGGGAAAUGAAGGUUUUGGUCGUGCAGAUUAUUUCCUUGUGGGAAAGGACUUCCCCAGUUACAUCGAAUGUCAAGAGCAGGUCGACGAGGCUUACCGGGAUCAAAAGAGAUGGACAAGAAUGUCGAUAUUGAACACAGCUGGAUCAUACAAGUUCAGUAGUGACCGAACCAUUCAUGAAUAUGCGAAAGAUAUAUGGAGCAUUAAGCCUGUUGAGUUACCAUAAAUGUGUGUAUUCUCAAAAUUCGAAGUUUACGUUUUGAAGAAGAAGCCAGUAGUCUGGGACUACAAGUAUGGUAGAGAAUGUUUAAGUCGUGAGGAAUAAUAAUAUGUAGUCAUUGUCAGAAUGUAUUGCAAUUUACUCUUUAUCCAUUUCAGAUACAUUCAAGUGAAGUUUCUAUAAUCAAUCAGGAUUUUCUCAGUUUAUCGAGAAAGGUCAUGAGAUAAUGGCCGUUUCAUAGAA